Molecule: messenger RNA, 975 nt
Organism: Stereum hirsutum FP-91666 SS1
Lineage: Eukaryota; Fungi; Basidiomycota; Agaricomycetes; Russulales; Stereaceae
Exons: 4
Biological process (GO): regulation of DNA-templated transcription
Molecular function (GO): DNA-binding transcription factor activity, RNA polymerase II-specific; zinc ion binding
Source: RefSeq, a predicted model, not a curated record
CCAUGUCCGAGUCCCAGCCGGCCCAGGACGCGGCCCCGCCGUCGAUCGACACCCAGCACCUCCACCAGCAGCAACUCCUCGCCGAACAGCAGCUCGCCCACCAGCAGCACCAGCACCAACAGCACCAACAGCAACAACAACAGCAGCAGCAGGGCGGUCAGUCGUCCUCAGAGAGCCCCCGCAAACCUAAAGCUCCUGCAGUCAGACGCGCUUGUACGGCCUGCCAUUCUGGCAAGACUAGGUGUAGCGAGGUGCUCCCAUGCCAGAGCUGCCUGAAGCGCGGUCUCGGGGCGAGCUGCACCUACCCAGAUCCUGACUCGUCGACCCCGAGCAACAACAACAACAACGGCAGCAGCAGCACCAACAAUGCCAUCGACACUUCGUCGCACGCGUCCGCCCAACCCACCAUCCCCUUCGCUCCUCCCGCCAUGCCCUACCCUGUUCCGCCCAACCUCACGCACCAACAGUACUACGAGUACAACGGCGCCUACACCGGCGCCUCGACCUCUACAUUCCGCCCGUCGAAGCGUCCACGACCGCUCACGGAGGACGAAGCCGCAGCUAUCACGCGCAACUUCAGUCGGGGCGACUUUUACAUCGGAAACAGUGCACCUAUCAGGAUUGACCCGAGGUUGCCUGUGAGGUUGACGCUCGGAGAGGGGGAUCAUGUGCACUUCACGAUCGGGGAGGCGUUGGCUUAGGUUGAAGUCAUGAUAGUUGGGAUCCAUUCCUCAGCCUUCACGGGAGACGUCCGCACCAGCGAAGGUGUUCGGCACCGACGUAUUUGUGCUGCAUUGGGACUUGAAACUUGACGAAUGUUCCUUCACUUCGUUGUAAUUAUUGGAUCCAUCGCUCUCUGAUAGUUCGUUCUUGAUUGUUUCCUCUUUUUCCGUACCCUGGACUUUCUCGGUCCAGACUGUCGGUUCUGUUGUCGGCCGCUGUGUAAUUAGGUCUGCGAAUAAACGUGUACAUGUU